AUGGGAAGAGCUCCUUGUUGUGAUAAAGCAAAUGUGAAGAAAGGGCCAUGGUCUCCUGAAGAAGAUGCAAAACUCAAAGAGUUUAUAGACAAACAUGGUACUGGUGGAAAUUGGAUUGCUCUUCCUCACAAAGCUGGUUUAAAAAGAUGUGGAAAGAGCUGCAGGUUGAGAUGGUUAAACUAUCUGAGACCCAACAUUAAACAUGGUGAGUUUUCUGAAGAUGAAGAUAGAAUAAUCUGCAGCUUGUAUGCUAACAUUGGUAGCAGAUGGUCAAUAAUAGCAGGUCAGCUACCAGGAAGGACAGACAAUGAUAUCAAGAAUUACUGGAACACCAAGCUCAGGAAGAAACUCUUGGCCAUGCUUCCUUCCUUCCAGAAGAAGCCAUCCCUUUUCCCUUCUAUGCCCCUUUCAUCACCACCAUUUUCUGAUCUUCAUAAAUCAGACAGUUAUUUCAACCCUAAUUCUUCAUCGUUUAAUUGCAACUACAACCCUAACUUCCUGAAUGUUAGCAAUACUAUCAACUCACACCUCCCCGCCACCGCCACCACCCUCAUUCAUGAUCACAUUAAUGUUACUGAUCUCUUUUCACCACUACCACCACUAUCAAACCCUAAUUUGACAGGUGUAUACUACCCAGAUCAGGUGAAAGAAAGGAUGCUCAUGUUUGGUGGUGGUGAUCAAGUGAGUACAGAUUGUUCUUCCUCUGAAGGUGGUGGUGGUGGUUGCAUGAGCCAGAUUAAAGAUCACCAUCGGAUGAUCAAGCAAGAAGAGCAAUUUGGGGUGCAGGGUUUUGAAGAUCAAAUGCAUAGCUUAAUGACAGAUGAACAUAAAGGAUAUUUCAAGAAUCAUGUUAGUCCACUGCACAAUAACCUUGAAGAAGUGAAACAACUCAACAACAGCAGCAGCAGCAUCAUCAGUAGGUACAUGCAGAUGGAUGAUGAUGAAAACAAGACAACACAUAUUAUUUCUGAUGGAUGUUAUGUGAUGAUUGAUGGGGGUACUACUCAUGAAUGA
This is a messenger RNA of Cynara cardunculus var. scolymus (artichoke), 1014 nucleotides long. Its product is annotated as transcription factor RAX2-like. The transcript is spliced from 4 exons. The coding region runs from base 1 to 1014 and encodes 337 amino acids. NCBI's taxonomy places the organism in Eukaryota, Viridiplantae, Streptophyta, Magnoliopsida, Asterales, Asteraceae. The record is from RefSeq and is a predicted model, not a curated record.